AUGUUACGAGUUAUUUUGGUGUGCGCUUUAGUUUCGUCCGUGUAUUCCAAGGUUUUGUUACAGGAUUGUAAGUUAAUAUAGGUUGUGUUAGGACUUUAAAAAAGUUUUGUCGUCGAUUUACGUGUAAUUUGAUAGUUAAAAACGCCAAGACUUUUUGAGGCUUUACGAUAAAGAAUAUUUGUUUUAAAAGCUACUUAGAAUGAAAAGCCAAUUUUAACAAAUUGUCUAUGUUAAAAUGGCAAGAAAAGUCUUGUCGUCAAUUUGCGUCUAACCAAACAGUAAAAAACGACAAGGCUUUUAAAAGUUCAAACAAGAAAAAAAGUUGUUUUAAAAUUGAUAAAACGUAAAUUAAAAUUGACACUUAAAGACUCUAACUAUGUUAUAAUGUCCAAAAAAGUCUUGUAGUCGAUUUACAUGUUUUUCACUGCAAAAAACGACAAUACUUUUUUUAAUCUUCAAAUACAAAAAUUUAAAUCUCAAAAUUUGAAAACCAUCAAACUGUAUCCCAAAUGCUAUUUUAAAACUCCAUUUUCAGUCUUCAAAGGCGGCAAUGAGCUCUACUGCGACGACGAAGACCGCGAACACAACUAUAUGAACCUAGGCAUGGAGCCGGCCUGGUCACCAAACCCAAAAGUCGAAUGGGCAGUGUUGUGUUACGGUGCUACUGGUGAAGAUGACGAACUACCCCUGUCAUCACUCACUGAUAUCUAUUUGAAAUCCGCUAGGAAUCUGCGCGCCGCUGCCCCGAAGCUGACUGACGUCGAGUUCUGGAACUCGCAAACCUUUGAUGGAAGCAACUCGACCGAAGAUGAAGUGAGUCAAUCUUAAUAAGUUCAAGAACAGAAGUUUUAAAGCUUGAGGAACAUUUUUUUAGUUGAGUGCUUUUUGGUUGGAUUACUGUAACACACUGAAUUUUAAAUUUUUCUCCUGAAAGGCUCUAUUUAAAAAAAGUGUGCCAUUUCAAAACACAGGUGACCCCAAAAACUCAAAAAUUUGUACACAAUAGUAACAGAUCAAACAAAAUGUUUUUGUAAUUUACAACUUUUUGAUUGGAUUACUGUAACAUUUUGGAUUCUAAAGUUUGCUCCUGAAAGCCGGCUAUUUGAAAAAAAUGUGCCAUUUCAAAACAUAGGUAACCCCAAAACUCAAAACUUUGUACACAAUAGUUCUAGACCAUAAGGAACAUUUUUGUAGUUGACAACUUUUUGAUUGGAUUACUGUAACAUAGCGUACUAAAUCUUUUUCCUCAUAUUGUACUAGCUAGAGAUAAGACAUGAUUUCCAGUAGACCUCACCAUCCUCCCAGCCCCUCCAGCACCCGGCCCUGAAUACAAGACAACCUACAGUAACUAAACGUUUUGUUAAAAUGACUUAAAAUUAUAAAUUUUCAGAUAAUCGACCUCUUCCAACACCAAUAUUCUCGAGCCCUGGCCGAAGCCAAGCUGGUAACCAACUCAGCCCUAAAUCAAGGCUUUACCAUCACCAAAAUCGUGUCCCAAUUCCUGAUUCAAGUAAGAUGUGAUGGUCCCGACACGUCAGCACGUUGUAGAGAUCCGAUGAGCAUGCUUCAACGUGCUUACGACCGAGAAACCGCGAUUAUCGACCAUUUCGAGGCGUUUUUGAAGCAAAAACUGGAAAAUGGAGUUGAAUUCAACUUCUUUGCCACUUACUUGGUCAGGGUUAGACAACAACGAGUGUUCAGUGGGUUGUUGGGGUCUACUGUGAGACAGACUGAGGAAGACAUCAAUGGAUUUGGGCUUUUUAAGCAGGAUUUCUUUUAA
Molecule: messenger RNA, 1780 nt
Organism: Bursaphelenchus okinawaensis
Lineage: Eukaryota; Metazoa; Nematoda; Chromadorea; Rhabditida; Aphelenchoididae
Source: the annotation of a GenBank genome assembly